Molecule: messenger RNA, 978 nt
Organism: Eremothecium sinecaudum
Lineage: Eukaryota; Fungi; Ascomycota; Saccharomycetes; Saccharomycetales; Saccharomycetaceae
Gene: OST6
Product: dolichyl-diphosphooligosaccharide--protein glycotransferase
Exons: 1
Coding region: 1-978 (325 amino acids)
Cellular component (GO): oligosaccharyltransferase complex
Source: RefSeq, a predicted model, not a curated record
AUGAUAUGCUCAUUUGUUCUUCUAAUAUUUGUUCUUUUUGAGACAAUAUUGGGUAAAGUAGUUAUUAAGAAGGAUCUACAACAAUUCCAAGAUGAUAAUGGCAUAAUACACUUAACUGAAGACAUCUAUAAGGCUGUCUCUUCGACACCUAGGAAUUUCUAUUCGAUUUUAUUUAUAACUUCAUCAACUGUCAAUACGCAGGGCAAAGUUUGUGAUUUAUGCCACCAAUUCACUCCUACGUGGAACAAAGUAGCGUGGACUUUCACACAUACGGUUCCCGAAAAGCUGCAGUUUAAAUUUGUGUUCUUUGAAGUGGAUGUAAGUGCUAAUCCUUCAUUGGUUAAGGACUUGUCGUUGACAACUAUGCCGCACUGCAUAGUCUAUCAACCAGGACGAGAACAGGACUUUGCGUGGAACACUAGCGGUUUCUACGAGUAUGCAUUGACACCAGAAACAGCUGUUGAUGUUGUCAAAUUUGCUAAUUUUAUUGCGAAAACAGUUUCUGUUUGGGUUAAGGUGAAAAUGGAUUUCCAAAACGAUGUAUUCCUUAGCUACUUUAUAGCUGUUCUUGUGGGUAUCUUAACAAUUAAGAAGGUAAUCUUACCAAGAGUGAAAAAUAAAGGUCGGUUUUUCUGUUGUAUGUUUUCAAUUCUAGCAAUGGUGCUAUCUAUUACUGGUUUCAAGUUUACGCAGAUGAAUGCGAUCCCUUUUAUAGCGAAAGAUGCAGAUGGAGGCAUUAUGUAUUUUGCCGGAUCAUCGGCUUGGCAGUUUGGGAUAGAGAUCUUCAGCGUUUCAUUAAUGUACCUUGGAAUGGGUUUAUGCGUUCUUAUCAUGAUCUUUGCUAUGGGACAGGAUCACAUAUCCCACAAGAUGAAGAUCAUAACGGCAUGUAUAAUGAACAUGGCGCUGUUCUGUCUGUUCGCUUACUUCUUGUCAUGUUAUAAACUUAAGGUUCACAAUUAUCCAUAUACUCUGUGA